Spirometra erinaceieuropaei is the source of this 777-nucleotide messenger RNA. Lineage: Eukaryota; Metazoa; Platyhelminthes; Cestoda; Diphyllobothriidea; Diphyllobothriidae. The record is from the annotation of a GenBank genome assembly.
AUGUUCCGACGCCUGAACUGCCUCACUUUGGGCUCCGACACGACGGUCCGCUCCUCCGUCCAUUUCCUGGAAAGACUGAAAGGCCUGCAAAUUAACACAGACGAGGUCAUGGUGUCGUUCGAUGUAACCUCGCUUUUCACCUCGAUCCCAAAGGACUUGGCAGUCGAAACUGCCAGCGACCUCCUCGACAGCCAAUACACGGAGGCAAGCAAUACCCCUAGGAGGGGGCACCUGGUGCAACUGCUUAAAUACUGUCUCCAAACGUUCUUCACAUUUGAAGGAACUGUGUACGAACAAAUCAAAGGUACGCCGAUGGGCUCACCACUAUCCGGUUUCAUCGCUGAAGCUGUUCUUCAAAAGUUGGAGACGUUAGUGUUCGCAACGUAUAAGCCAAAAUUUUGGGCGCGGUAUGUGGACGACACUUUCGUCGUUCUCAAACGGGAAAGGGUCUCGAAUUUCCACGCGCUACUGAACUCUGUUCUUCCCGAUAUUCAAUUCACCAUGGAGACAGAGAACAACAAUCAGAUCGCGUUUCUAGACGUUCUGGUCCAUCGCAAGGUAAACGGGAGCCUGAAAACCACGGUCUACAGGAAGGCCACUAACACUCGCCAAAUCCUGUCCUACCACAGCAAUCACCCGCUGUGUCACAAACGAAGCUGUGUUCGAUCCCUCUACAGGAGAGCUGACACUCACUGCAGCGAACCGACCGACAAGGUAGCCGAACUCCACUAUCUACGGCGGAUGUUCACCUCCAACGGUUACCCCGCAGCUUCAUAG